This is a messenger RNA of Aphidius gifuensis, 937 nucleotides long. Its product is annotated as trypsin Tyr p 3.0101-like. Gene Ontology annotation, biological process: proteolysis. Bases 54 to 839 code for a protein of 261 amino acids. The transcript has 4 exons. Gene Ontology annotation, molecular function: serine-type endopeptidase activity. The record is from RefSeq and is a predicted model, not a curated record. NCBI's taxonomy places the organism in Eukaryota, Metazoa, Arthropoda, Insecta, Hymenoptera, Braconidae.
UUCAAGUCAUCCAGUUUAAUUGUAAGAAUAUUUUUUUAGAAUAAAAGUGUAAAAUGAAGACUGUUGCAAUAAGCUGUAUAUUUUAUUUUUCAAUUUUUAUAUUACUUGCAAAUGCAAAAUCACCAAAUAAAAUUUUUGGAGGUGAUAGGGUUGUACGAAUUGAAGAUCAUCCACAUCAAGUGUCAAUACGUCAUCGAAAUAGACAUAUAUGUUCGGGUUCAAUAAUAUCAUAUUAUCAUAUAUUGACAGCAGCAAGUUGUGUUACAGCUGAUGUUGGUGUUUUUUAUGCAAAUAUUAAAGUUUUAAGUGGUACUAUCAAUAAAAAUGAUGUUACCAAUGGACAUAUUCAUCCAGUUAUGUUGUCAAUUGUCCAUUCGCAUUAUAGUCCACGUAACUUUUGGAGAAAUGAUGUUGCAUUAUUGAGACUUGCUGAUCGACUUGUACCAAUGAAUACUUGCAAACCAAUUUCUGUAUCACGAACCAGUAUGCCAUCGAGAAAUUCAUUUGAAAUAACUGGCUGGGGUGGACUUGGAGGACUUAAUUUGCCAGAUUUAGCAACAGCCGAACUUAAAAGAAUUACUGUCAGGGCUGUAGAUGAUGAUUUAUGUUGGAAAUUUUAUGAAAAAUUUGGUGGUUUAUCUUCAACACAAAAAUGUGCAAUGAGUGCAACACCUUUGACAUCAUAUAUCACUCCAGGUGAUGGUGGAAGUGGAAUAAUUUCUUCAAACACACUCUAUGGUGUUGUAUCUGUUCUCACAAUGGAUUUUGAUUAUCCAUUAAUUUACACUUCAGUAAACGUUUAUUUAAAUUGGAUUCACGAUAUGGUUGUUAGAUAUUGAUACAAUAAAAUCACUGACAAUUUAAUUCAUGAUUAUCAAAGACAAAUAAUUUAUUCACGAGUGAUAAUAGCCAUAAUCAACAUUUUUAUGAUGGACAU